Molecule: messenger RNA, 2058 nt
Organism: Cladophialophora psammophila CBS 110553
Lineage: Eukaryota; Fungi; Ascomycota; Eurotiomycetes; Chaetothyriales; Herpotrichiellaceae
Exons: 2
Coding region: 1-2058 (685 amino acids)
Source: RefSeq, a predicted model, not a curated record
AUGGAGGGCGCCCUGCCCUCUUUGCUCUGGGGUGCAUUUGCGCCUUGCGUCCCGGUUGCCAUUAUCUCCAGCGUGCUUUUGACUGCCAUUCUAUACAAUCGAAUAGACAGUAGCUACGUCUUUCUUCCUGCGAAGCACGAAACAACCUCGAAUGACACAAUAGGCGCUCUCCAGAAUAUCCAGCAGAUCGAAAGCAAUGGCGGUGACCAAGCUUACUAUCUCUACUACAAUACUAUCACCAACCCAGCCGUGUUACACAUGAUCUCUUCCUGGACAGCCAAGAUCAUACCUUUUGUCACCGGAGCCUCGAUGGCUCUUGUCGCCUUUUUCGCCGGCCAACGAAUUAUGAAAGCGACCAGCAACAAAUCUGGGAAGCUACCGAGUCCUCACCAGGUAUCCAUCUUGAUUGGACUACUCAAUGGCGGUGGCACUCAACCUCUGCUCGAUACCGUCAAGUAUCGCUGGCAAAACCACGAAUCUCUGGUCCAACCAGUUCCUCUGGCCUUUUGGUGUUUGUCGUUCAUUGUGUUCAUGACCUUCGCCAUCGGCGCAGUCGAUAGCUGGUUCGGUACAGUUACCACGGCCAUGAACAUCGCAUUGGUCAUUCCGAAGACCAACACAUCCUACUCCUAUGGAAGAGGUUUAGAUCCACAUCAGUGUGCGCCAGGAGAGUGGAAGAUACGGGGUUGUCCAUCCAACCCUCAAGCGAGCUGCAGUUACCCGUGCAGCAUUACUAACUGGACUGCGACAAACGGAGAACGCGAAGGCGUGCUCAAUGCGCAGCAAGCAGCAGAGACUCUGAUGUCGAACUCUGUGAAUAACACAAUCUUUAACGUAACGGUCAAUGGCUCAAACUAUUACUUCCUUGGGGAUGUCCUGAGCAGCAGGACGCUGGACUUCGUGGCGACGACGUUGGCGAUCAAGACGCAGUGUCAAAUGGUGACACCCAACUGCACUGUCACGUCCGUCAACGAUGUCAGCUCGGGCUUCACUUGCGGCCCUUACAAUGCGCCAUCCUUUUCGUACUCUGGAGAGGUUGGCAUGGACCCUAAGAACGCGACAUCGGCGCCAGACGAGGCAAUGGUUGGUAUCCAAUUCUUCAACGACACAGGAUUGACUCAGCCAGUGGGUUUCGGAAGCAGCACUACAAACCUAUUCAGCACGCAGAAUCCGCUUCAGUUCCUGACUUGGUCAAAGGGCUUUCCGCCGGUGGACACCUAUCAAGACGAAUUUGCCCAAAUGCGCAACAAUAGUUACCUCAAAUAUGACGCUACCGGCGAUACCGUGUUCAUCCUGAGCUGUUCAGCAAUCAUCUCGGUAGUGAAAUAUAACUGGACCAACGGAACAGUGAGCCUUAUUGAGCUUGAGGCAGACGAAAACACGGCGGACUAUUAUGGUGCCGUCUUCAGCGCCCCGUUCGCCAUCAACAGCCCCCUUUCCCACCUGUCCCUUCAAGACGCCGCAGCGUUGGCCGCCUACCAGAAAACGCCAGAGGGUCUGUCAAAGAUCUUCGCCGACCGUUUCUCACAGGCGGCCGUCGCUCUUAGCUCGGGAAUCGCCAUCAGGGUGAAGAACGAGCAAGAGUGGACGAGAGACAACUUUUUUCUUGCGACGCGCGUUCCGUACCUGCCUCUUUAUCUCUUAGUCACGCUCAAAGCCAUCUACGCCCUAUUCGCGCUAGGUCUUGCUCUCCUAGCGGUCUUCCUGACGCAGCCGUCGCAGGCUCAAGAGGUCAAAGAACGGCUGACGGUCGACGGUCUCGCGGCGGGCUUCUUUGAGCCUCACGCCAACCACGAGCGGGCCGUCAAGAAUGUCUGCGACCUGUUCGAUGAGCACCAGAGCCCCGAAAAGAGCGAGGACACCAAGAAGAUCGGCCUGUUGCAGACCGAAAAGGGCGGCUGGCUCUGGGUCACCGUGGCGCAAAGAGCAGCCGAGGGACUGGGCAUCCAGGAGGUAGCCAACUUCGCCGCAGAUCAGGCUGCCGACACGGCCGCGAAGCAGGCCGGGACGCUUGGUACCUUGGGCCAAGGAUAUAAGUUGGUUAAGGACAUUAUUUAG